AGCCCAGGGUGUCUGUCUGGGUCUCAGACACAUACUGUUCCACUACCUGGCGAACAGCCCUCGAAGAGGGAGAAAUAUCAUUUCUUUCACCCUCAACUCACCUAGUCAAGCCACACAGGAACAAAAAUGAUGGAACACCUUCUUGAUACCGUUACUCUGAAGUUCUGGAAAGGCAAACAAGAAAAUAAGUGCCUUGUACCCGCCACCCCCAAGGAUCUGCCAGACUCCAAGAGCAUGAAAGAGCUGAGUCAGAGCGAGCCCUCUGAAGAUGAAGCUUGGGAGAGAUUCUUUGCUGAUUCUGCCUCAAAGAGGGAAGAGGCCAAUGUGCUCUGUGAGAGCCUGUGUGGGUUAUAUGAAGACAAGCUGUUCAAUGACGUCGACUCUUUGAUGAUGCUGAUUGAGCAAGAUGACAGUCUCUCAGCUGAGGACAAAAUCUUUCUGAAAGAGUUUCCUGAGAAGAAGCUGGAACUACAGAAGCGUAUCCAGGACCUCCAUGCUGCUGCAGACCAAGUCGACAAGACCCACAAGAAAUGCGUCAUCACCAACGUGGUAGUGGGCUCCACCAGCGUCCUCUCUGGUGUCAUGAGCAUCCUGGGCUUGGCUCUUGCACCAGUCACAGCAGGAGGAAGUUUGGUCCUCUCCACUUCUGGGAUUGGCUUGGGGGCAGUAGCUGCUAUCACCAGCCUUUCCUCAAGCGUCAUUGAACAUGCCAGCAAUUCGGUAGCGAGAGAGCAAGUGAGCAACCACAAGGGGACCAAGGGACAAGCAUCCGUGGUGGUCUUGUGUAAGGAGGUACCCCAAGUCGUUUCUGUUGCUCAGAAGUGUAUUUCUAUGGGUAACCAAGUCAUGGAAGAAAUCAAAAAGAACAUCCGUGCCUUCCGCUUGGCUAAAGCCAAUCCCUGUUUAACUACGAGUGCCAAAAAUUUCAUGACCACUGGGUACCUCUCAACCCGGAGUGCCCAGAAGGUGGAGAAGGCCUUUGGUGGUACAACCCUAGCCAUGACCAAAGGCUCCAGGAUGACGAGCGCCAUUUCAAUAGGUGCAUUGGUUCUGGUAGACAUGAUUACCUUCAUUGGAGAGCUGAACCAUUUACUAGAGGGGGCAAAGGCUGAAAUGGCAGAAGAACUUAGGGAGCAGGCUCAGGAGAUGGAAAGGAAACUUGGGGAGCUUUCUCAGGCAUAUAAUGGUCUGUUGGAUAUCAUCACCUCACAGAGCACCAGAGAAGGGGAAGCUGUGGAUGAUGCGGUAGGAUCAACUCAAUAGGAGCACAAAAAGUACCUUCCUUUAGGUGAAGGUUUAUGGGAUGUUCAGCCUACAGAGCACAGCUGAAAGUUUAGACACCAUCUUAGGAGAGCUAAGGCAUGUGCUGGGACCAGGGACAGAUUUAUUGGCACUCACACCUGGAAAGAAAAG
Messenger RNA from Trichosurus vulpecula (common brushtail), 1413 nucleotides. Its product is annotated as apolipoprotein L6-like. Gene Ontology annotation, cellular component: membrane; extracellular region. Gene Ontology annotation, biological process: lipid transport; lipoprotein metabolic process. The record is from RefSeq and is a predicted model, not a curated record. Gene Ontology annotation, molecular function: lipid binding. Bases 127 to 1263 code for a protein of 378 amino acids. NCBI's taxonomy places the organism in Eukaryota, Metazoa, Chordata, Mammalia, Diprotodontia, Phalangeridae. The transcript is spliced from 4 exons.